Parasteatoda tepidariorum (common house spider) is the source of this 411-nucleotide messenger RNA. NCBI's taxonomy places the organism in Eukaryota, Metazoa, Arthropoda, Arachnida, Araneae, Theridiidae. The record is from RefSeq and is a predicted model, not a curated record.
AUGGUCGAAAAUAGAUCAGGUAUUGUUGAUAUUACUGAUAUAGAAGUGGCAACAAUGAAAUCUUUUCUGGAGUUUCUUUACACAGGUAAUGUGAUAUUUCAAGAUGGUAGGAGUGCUUUAAAGUUGCUGUUAGCGGCAGAAAAGUAUCAGGUCUUAACCUUGAAGGAAACAUGUGCUGAAUAUCUAAUACCCGCUCUUUCUAUUGAAAAUAUAUGCGAUGUUAUAGUUGUUGCUGAUAAAAUGAACCAGACAAAACUUAAGAAAGGUGCAUUGGAUUAUAUUGCAAAACAUAUAACUGAAAUUUCCAACUCCAGUGAAUGGCUAGAAUUAUGGAAAACGCAUACUGAGUUAUCGGCUGAAAUGUUUUCGUACAUUGCUACUGAUUUUGAGCUUAAGCCAAGGAAAAAUUGA